This is a messenger RNA of Xiphophorus maculatus (southern platyfish), 2777 nucleotides long. RefSeq names its product zinc finger protein OZF-like. Bases 764 to 2434 code for a protein of 556 amino acids. Gene Ontology annotation, molecular function: DNA-binding transcription factor activity, RNA polymerase II-specific; RNA polymerase II cis-regulatory region sequence-specific DNA binding. Gene Ontology annotation, cellular component: nucleus. The record is from RefSeq and is a predicted model, not a curated record. Lineage: Eukaryota; Metazoa; Chordata; Actinopteri; Cyprinodontiformes; Poeciliidae. Gene Ontology annotation, biological process: central nervous system development; regulation of transcription by RNA polymerase II. The transcript is spliced from 3 exons.
GGGUAUUUUCAAUCCAAUUCUGAUGGAUCAGACAGACUAAAUAUGUCACUAAAAUUAAUUAGUAUGUGGAACUAAUAUAUUAAAUACUGAAUAUAUUAAAUAUAUAAGACUGUGGAACAUCAACAAAUGUAGAACAUGUGCAAUUGAAUAAGUAUAUUGGCGAUAUUAAAUAAAUAUCAAUAAGGAUGCACCUACUGCCUGUGCUACAGCGCCCCCAGAGGUGAGGCCCAGCACUGCACCGCCUCGCCUCAGACUUCUUACAUGCAUUUCAACAGGCAACGUGCAACUUCAGCAAUUUUUAUCCACAAAAAUGUUGAUAUUAUCAAUAAAAAUCCAAAUUUACCGAAAAGCAAAGCAGACAAAAGUUAUUUCUCUCAACAUUGUAACCAUUUAUUUUAUUCUCGCGUUGCGUUUUAACUUGUAAAAAGCUGCAUGGGCCUAGUUCAGAUGUUUCACUAAAUAUUAAUUUUGGAACGGAAUCUUUGCAAUGAGAAUAUUUGUUGUAGAAACGGAACUAUAAUUUUUGUUCUGGACUUCCGGUUCCACUGGCCCCGCCCCCUAGUCCUCCCUUCAGGAUUCUUCCUCCAUUGUUCUCGUUUCGUCAGCAGCGGGAGCGUCGCUGCAGCUGGAAGAGCAGCAGAUGAUGAUGAUGAUGAUGAUGAUGAUGACGAUGAUGAUGAUGAUGAAAUCUGGAAGGAAGUUUGCGGCUUGAGGCUCAGCUGGAGGGCAGCCGGAGCUCCAGCGGCGGCAGAGACGCUACAAGAUGGAGGACGUUUUCCAGCCCAGAGUCCUGCUGCGCACUGCAGACCAGAGUACUGAUAUGAACCAGCAGGAGGCGCUGCGCCUCCAGAUAAAGGAGGAAGAGGAAGAACUCUGUGUGAGUCAGGAAGGAGAGCAGCUCAGAGUGACGCAGGAGACGGACGGCAGGUUUCCAUCUACUGCAGCUCCCAUCAGCAGUAAGGAUGUUAAAGAAGAGCCUCCAGAAGAACAGAGUCCUGAUGUGGAUCCUUUCAAAGUAAAAGAGGAAAAUAAUCAAAUGUGCUGCCGUCAGGAAGACGAGCUGUUCAGAGUGAAGGAGGAGCCUGAUUAUUCCAGGCUCCCAUUAAAUAUUGUUUAUGUAAAUAGUGAGGAUGAUGAAGAGAAACCAGUGAUGUCUCAGCUUCAUCAGCAGCAGACAGGAAAUGGAGAUCUUCCAACCAGCAGCUCAGGCGACCAGAUAAAAGCAGAAAUUGAAGUGGAGAUCAGUGGAGCAGCAGAGUCCAGCAGGAACCCAGAUCCAAAUACUGCUGGAGGAACUUUGAGCCAAUCAGAGACUGAAGAGGAGGAUGAAGAGGAUGAAGAGGAUGAAGAGGACAAUGAUGAUGAUGAUUGGAACCAUCAUGAAUCUCAGCUUAGACCUUUGUCAGACUCUGAAACUGAAGGCAUUCAUCAAAAAUUACAUCUAAGCAAAAGCACAAAAGUUGAAGUUGAUGAAAAACCUUUUGGUUGUGAUUCUUGCGGAAAAAGAUUUUCCUUAAAGUCAUCUUUGUACAAUCACACAAAAAUCCACACAGGAGAGAAAUCAUUAUCCUGUGAUUUCUGUGGGAAAACAUUUAAUUCAAGUUCAGAUUUAAAGAAACACACACGAGUUCACACAGGAGAGAAACCAUUUUGCUGUGAGGAUUGUGGGAAAAGAUUUUCCCUAAGUGCAUCAUUAAAUAGACACAUGAAAGGCCACACAGGAGAGAAACCCUUUGGUUGUGAUGUCUGUGGGAAAAGAUUUACCUUAAACUCACAUUUAAAGACACACAUGAGAGUUCACACAGGAGAAAAACCGUUUCGUUGUGAUGAUUGUGAAACAAGAUUUUCCCAAAGGUCAGCUUUAAAAAGACACAUGAGAAUUCACACAGGAGAAAAACCAUUUGGUUGUGAUGUCUGUGGGAAAAGAUUUAGCAUAAAGUCACAUUUGAAAACACAUAUGAGAAUCCACACACAAGAAAAACCCUAUAGUUGUGAUGAUUGCGGAAAAAGAUUUUCCUUACAGUUAUGUUUAAAGAGACACAUGAGGAUCCACAGAGGAGAGAAACCGUUUGGUUGUGAUGUCUGUGGAAAAAGGUUUAACUUAAAGUCUAAUUUAAAGGUACACAUGAGUGUCCACACCGGACAGAAACCCUUCGGUUGUGAUGAAUGUGGUUUAAAAUUUAGCAUAAAGUCUAAUUUAAAGGCACACAUGAGAAUCCACAAGGAUGAAAAAGCCUUUGCUUGUGAUGAAUGUGGAAAAAGAUUUAACGUAAAGUCUAGUUUAAAGAGACACAUGAAAAGCCACAAAGGUGAACGACCUUUUAGUUGUGAUAUCUGUGGGAAAAGACUCGCCUUGAAGUCCAGCUUAAAGAGACACAUGAAGAUCCACAUGGAAGACCAACCUUAUUUGUUUGUGGGAAAAGAUCUACCUUAAAGUCAUCUUUGAACAAUCUCCUGAAUGAACAGAGGUGAAAACCUUCAGGUUGUGAUGGCUGUGGAAUCCAACAGGAGGAACUGGAAGACUCUGAAAGUUGCUUUUAAGCAGAAAUGCUACAAUUUAUUUUUAGUUGUGAUGUUUGUGGAAAAGAUUUUCCUCAAAGUUGAAGAUAUGCACCAGAAUUAGGGCAGCAGAUUUAUUGUAUCAUCGUUUAUGGUAAUAAAUCUCUUAGUUUAGGAAUUACAAUCUUUUUUCUUUAAUGAUGUUUAAAACCUCUGCAUCCCCCAAAGUCCUGUCUGUAUUGUUGGGAUUGUUAGUUUUACUAUUUUCUCCACUGUUU